AUGUCUUUCUUUACUAACAUGCUCCAAGGUUUCACGAGCACAGCACCUAUCCGCACAAACUCUCCGCCACAUACAAGCGGCAAUGUCAUCCCCAGCCAAAUUGACGACGAAGACUGGGAGAUUGUCAACCCACACGAAGCUGGUGUCUCUUACUACGACCGCGUCACACUUCUCCUCGGUCCUCGUCAAGAGACGCGCCAUCAGAUCCUCCUCGUCGACAUACCUAAGUUUUCUAAACUUUUGAAUAAACUCAAAAUGCACGCGCCAUUACGCCGCACCAUACAUCUCUCCUUCAUCGACCUAUCGAUGGUAAAAUUGUACCUCAAUUCCCAGUCUAUAUCCGCUGAUGCAAUGGCCAUUGAGUUGUCCUGGAUAGACAUCAUCAAGCUAGCUGCCACGGCCAAUACGUUCCAGGACACCGUCAUCGAAGAUAGGGCACUCGCAGCGCUGACGCAAAAGGCUACUGUAGCACUCUCGCCUGGUAAUGCAGUAUCACUCUUCAAGGAGGAAGACUUUGCAUUUGCCUACACAUACCACACCGAGACGGGCAACAGGGACAAGCUUAUCAGGACGCUGCGUGAUGUUCAACAAAUGGACGAGCGUGAAUCUGAUAUACCUGUGGUGAAGCUGCCAAAGGCUAGAGAUGUGAAGCCGAAGCCGGAGGAGGUCAAGCAGAAGGUUUCGGAUACCAAGUACAGUAAGAGUGUGUUGAAGGAUAAAGGAUUGAGCGCUGCAAAGAAGGAGGGAGAUGACAGGGUGCACCCGAUAAGGCAACCAACCGUGCCACCUAGCAUCGAAGCCUUGAAGCGCGGGGAUGCGAAGAAUUUCGUUUGGUGCUGA
Messenger RNA from Alternaria postmessia, 840 nucleotides. RefSeq lists its product as uncharacterized. The record is from RefSeq and is a predicted model, not a curated record. The coding region runs from base 1 to 840 and encodes 279 amino acids. The transcript has a single exon. NCBI's taxonomy places the organism in Eukaryota, Fungi, Ascomycota, Dothideomycetes, Pleosporales, Pleosporaceae.